Messenger RNA from Polychytrium aggregatum, 1705 nucleotides. RefSeq lists its product as uncharacterized. The coding region runs from base 132 to 1568 and encodes 478 amino acids. Lineage: Eukaryota; Fungi; Chytridiomycota; Chytridiomycetes; Polychytriales. The record is from RefSeq and is a predicted model, not a curated record. The transcript has 7 exons.
UAUGAACCAACCGAGCGUGCGCACGAGCAACCAGCUCGACCUCCUUGGUCUCUCCCAGGCGAGCUGCUGCCAGCUGUCCUUUGGCAUCUCCCGACCUGCCAUCGCCGCCACUGUCGUCUGCUGCCGAGUCUAUGAGCCACGUCAAGUUCGAGAAGGCGCUGCCAGACCUUCCAGAGCCGGCUGAGGGUGAAAGCCUCCCCGCAUACCGCCAAGAAUCGCCUCCGAGUUCGGCUGUGUCUGGGUUCCGUGCAGAUCAAGACUUGCCCGGCCCCUCCUCUGACCCGAGCCCGCCCCUGCAGACACCCGUCCAUGAAGAUGAGCCCUGCAGACCGCUCUCGGUCGUCGUCGCACCCUCGCCGUUCGACCCCAAGGUCGAGGAAAGGCGAAUGCGGCGGGAAAUCUGGCGCAAUCGCCGUCGUCGCUGCGGAUGCAUCAUCAUAGGCGUCGUCAUCGCCAUCCUCGGCAUUGGCGUCGGUGUCGGCCUGUACAUCCUGAAUCUUCUCGAUCACGGUGUCAGCUACCACUGGCCAACGAGCCCCGAUCUCAAGCCCCAGUACGAAUUCGAAACACCGCUGGAUUUGACGCCGACGGGCCGCUAUCCUUGGUACCCCGACCAGAUUCCUGUCGUCGCCACCAAUAUUACAGGAGUCUCGAUCACAAUUUUGGACCCGCUGGACACAUCCAUCACCCUGACAAGCCACAACUUCAGCGACGAGAGCGUUCGUCUGUAUUAUCACUUCCACACCUCUCUCAAAGAUCUGAUCAACCAGACUACAGUUUCGAUCGUCACUCAGCCACAGCUAUCGUUUGCCGUCCAGGGCCCGCUGCCCUGGCCCAUGAUCCAGACGCUCUUUGUGGCAGUCAAAGUCGAGUUUCCGCGGAAAAUGACCCGGCCGCUCAACGUCACCGUGACCGGAACUUCGGGCAACAUCAAUAUCUUCAACUUGGUGGCAUCGCAGUCCUUUUGCAACUUUCAAGUGACAGCAGGCACUGCACCCAUCAUCGUGCAGCGCGCCGACUUGUCAUCAAGCUCGAAGGUUUCGCUAUUUUCCGGCGGUGGCGACAUCGUUGUUUCGACCUUCCAGGGAUCGUCAGUUUCCUUCGUGACAACAUCUGGUGUAAUCGACCUCACGUCCGUCACGGCUCAGAGCAUCGCUCUCCAAACGGUGACCGGGAUAAUUCAAGUCGAGGAUACUUUGACGGCCACGAAUGUCUCUCUACAGACACAGUCGGGCAAUGUCGCCGGAAUGUUUGCCGUCGCUGGCAGCAUGAGGCACGUCUCGUCCGACGGCAGUGUCAAUGUCCAGAUGACGUUCCCACAAAGUGGGCUCUCGCCGCUGGAUCUGGGAUUCUCGACCAUCAGCGGGAACGUGAGCGUACAGGCCCGUGGCCCCUUCUCGGGCGCCGUCGAUUGCACCAGUUCCAGCGGCCAGAUCCAGAUCCAAGGCCCUUCGUUCGUGACCGACCCAGGCUCGACACCGCAGCAUAUAUCUGGCAACAUCAGCACCGGCGCGAGUCGGAUGAAAGUCAGCACCAGCAGUGGCAGCGUCCGAGUGUUGUUCGUCUAGUGCCAUAUCCGCUGGACGGCUUCCACUUGACAGAGUCAUCCGCCCUGUAGUCCACCUCAUACUUUGUUGUACCAUCCCUAUUCGAGAUAAUCCAGACUUUGAAGUGCCCAAUAUGUUACGCCAUUGGCUUCAACUGA